AUGGUAGAAACAUCGUCUAGCUACUCUCAGUCUACUGAUCUCUUUACACUCUUAUCAUGGUUGAAUAUUGAUCGACUAGGUAAACGUGCUCUCCUCGACGGCGCUGUAUGUUCUUUUGCUUUGCAUCUUACUGGCAAAGCAACCUCCAAUACUGCUCUAGUCGCUCAGAGCCGCACUAUAUAUGGCCUAGCACUCAAGGAAUUACAGACAGCGCUCCGGCAUUCAACAGAAUGGAAAGCACCUGAGACCUUGUGCGCUGCUAUCCUUUUAUGCUAUUUCGAGCUGUUUGCUGGUACCAGCAGUUCGGAAACCUGGCUUCAACAUGCCAAAGGCAUUGGUACUUUGAUGGAGCAGCGAGGCCCAGCGGCUCACGCUGAGGGCUGGGAUGCAGCUAUGCUGCUGUCAUUCCGUGGCAUUCUUAUAAUAGGCGACUUCUUCUACCCUGGCGAGGAACAAUUAUUCCUAUCGCGGCCGGAGUGGAACAGAGUCAUGUUUGACGGCGGUAGGCGUCUCAUCUACUCCGCCGACACUCCAAUUGGGCAUAUCCGCGUUGGCGAUGGUUUCAUUGCGAAUCUAGCCAAGCUUUCCCCUGUCCUGCACUGGGGGUAUCUCGUCCGCGAAGCCCACAGAGCUGGUAUAUGCGUUGAGCCUGACAAAGUCUCCGCCUUGGCCCACCUAGCUACAGAGAAUCAUGCGAGAUUCGCGCGAUGGUACGACGAUUUCGACGCUCUUGAGUUUCCACGACCAGUUGAGGUCUUGCCUACUGACCCGACAACUUCAUUGUUCGAGACAGUGUUGGAGCAUCAAUCCGGGGCGGCCGGAUCGUUGCUUAUGGGAUACUGGGCGAGUAUGCUUAUCCUUGAAGAAACAUUAAUAGAGUGUGAGACGCCGCGAGCUGACGCAGCCGCAACUUCUCGAUACUUUGUAGAGCAGAUACUACGCUCGAUAGAGUCGGUGGCACAAGGCGCCAUGGGACCGUAUCGAGUUGGGUUCGCAGUGCGUAUUGUCUAUGAAUUUGCGACUGGCGAAGAGCAGAGAUGGAUCACCCGUCUCCUGGAUAAGUUCUCGAAGGGUUAUGCCGCUGUUGACAAGAGAACGUAUCCCAAACCAAAGGACGACUUCAGUGGUUCUAUUGAAGAGUUGUUCAUUAGUCGAGGCUGA
Fusarium coffeatum is the source of this 1161-nucleotide messenger RNA. RefSeq lists its product as uncharacterized. Bases 1 to 1161 code for a protein of 386 amino acids. The transcript has 3 exons. The record is from RefSeq and is a predicted model, not a curated record. Lineage: Eukaryota; Fungi; Ascomycota; Sordariomycetes; Hypocreales; Nectriaceae.